AUGCUGGGUACGUGUGACACCUGUGCCGUCUGCUGGUGCGGUGCUUCUGCCCCACAUGCUCGCAUCCUAGCCUUCUUUUCGAACUCGGAAGAUCCUGGUGGCACAUCAGAACAUUCUUUCUGUCUCAACUCAGGGCAGAAGGGCCAACGCCCAAGGGCGGCAUCAGCACUCCGCCCUCAGAAAGGGAUCUGUCCUUCGCGAUUGAUCCUGGCGCGUGCAGCCCAGAAACUGCAGUCGAUGCGUAUCCAGGCUCAGCCAAGCAAGUCAAGCGAUCUUGCCGAGGCACUGGGAGGCCCAAGCUUUCCGGCUGGCCCGCCUCUUGGCAGUGCGCCUUCGCACGAUCUGUCAGAAACUCGGGUGAAUCUUUUGCGCUUCGUAGAACCAUUGGUUGUCCGUCCAGGCGAAGGCAAGGAGCCGAAACUUGCCGGAGUUGCAGCAGAUCUUUUUAUGGUUAAGCACCUGGAGCUGCAGCUCGAGGACUGCGAGCAGCGCUGGCAGCGGCGCUUUGAGGAUGCGAAGCGCCAGGAGGACGCUGGGCAUGCGCGUAUGGAGUUGCAGUGCCGAUACCUGGAAGCUGAGCUCGACAGAUGCAAGGAAGUGCACGCCAGCGAGAUGCGACACUUUCAAGAGCAGAAGCGACUUCUGGUCCAAAGUGCAGCACCCAGAUUGUUCACGGCGAGAGCUGUGAAUGCUGCGCAGGCAGACAUCGACAAGGUGAAAGCCGACUGCCGACUGGAGAUGGAGGAGCAGAAGCGGAAGCACGAGCGUUCCGUUUCCAUCCUGAAGCAGCAGUCCGACGUCGAGGCCUUCCGAACGGAGCAUUGUGUGGGCGACGUGAUCGCUGUGAAGAGCAGGCAGAGUUUUAUCGGUGGCAACAGUGGCAACAUUAACUGCUGCCCACACAGGCAAACGCGUGGAUUCCGACAAGACUUUGGAGUGGUCAUGCUGCCGUCGGUUCGCGAGAGGCAGUUGGAGGCAAGAGAGAAGAACGCGCGUGAGUUGGAGGCGCAGCUCUCUCGCCAGGGCAAGGAGGUAGAGGAGCAGCGAAGAAGACUGUCUGAGAUGGUGACGAACUUGAGGUCUUCUCAGGAAGACGAUAGUACCGCCAUCGCUGCUGACCGCGAGCGGCUUCAGGCGGAGCAUCAACGUCUGCUGGAUCUGCAGCAAAGUGUGCGUGAUGCUGACCGAAACAACAAGGAGGCGAUGAAGCACGCUUGGGCCCAGGUGGAAGAGGAGCGGAGGACUUUGCAGGAGCAGCAGCUCCGCUUGGACAGUGAGCCUCUGCCUAAGACGACUGCAAGGCCCCAGAACGGGCCCCACAACUCUGAAGAGCAGCGGUCACCGGAUCCGAGGCUGAACGCGAGAAGAGAGGAGCUGGACGUGCAGGCCGCGGGAUGUGCAGCUGGGUGGGAUCCACCCCUGAGUGUCUUGAGCAAGGAGCAUCGGCUGAAAGCCGAGACGGAGAGGCUGAAGUCCUUGCACCAGCAGAUCGAGGCACGGCGCGAGUGCAGCAGUGCCUGCGCACGCGUGUGCCGCGGCUCUCGGGCUAGACUUUGCUCCGAGGUGGCGCGGCAGAGCGCUGCGCGCCGGAUCCGGGACACGGAGUCCACGGUGGCCAACGAGCGCAGCCGCCUCGGCGGCCUGGUCUUUUUGCUUUCCUCGCGCGCGAGUGGGCGGCUGGCGGCAGAAGAUCACCUGCAUUUCUGUAGCCCAGAAAAGGCCCUUUGCCUCCGUCCGCUGCUCGAGGUGUUUUCCUGUCCGCAGCUUCUGCGCACUGCCUUGGUGCAUGUGACGAUGGGGCUUGGGCAAUCUAGUGCUUUUGCACCUGAUGCAUCUGGCACGCUUCUGGCUGAUGGAAGCCGAUGGGGUGUCUUCGAUCUCCAAAAGGUUGCUUACGUCGGUGACAUCGAUAGGGUGCUGAUGGCUCGCUCUGUCGACAUCGUCGCAUCUGGUUUCCGGUGGACGGAAGGACCGACAUGGCUGCCUUCUCAAGGUGCCUUGCUAUUCUCCGACACCAUUGACGCACGUGUCUACCGCUGGACUCCACACGGUGUCAGUGUUUGGAUGGAGCAGUCCGGAGGCUUCGAUGGCCAGAAUGUAUGCGACCACGAGCUUCUAUUCGAGCCCGGCAGCAAUGGCAUGGCCCUGCAGGGAGACGCUCUGUUUCUGUGCCAGCAUGCGACACGCCGUGUUGUCAAAGUGGGCAUCCCCAACGUCGUGCCUGGAGCAAAGUUCUGUGAGACCAACUUCACGGUUGUGGCAGAUGCUUUCCGUGGGACCAGAUUGAACUCGCCAAACGACGUCAUCGUGGGGCCCGAUGGGAAGAGCGUCUGGUUCACGGAUCCCAUCUACGGUUUCCUCCGCAAGGCAUCCGAGUCCUUCGGCCCAAGGCUUCCCCUGGAUGGCCUCGAGAGCGACAAUCACAAUCCCUGUGACCUGCCGUACCUUGACGACUGCGCAGAAGCCCAGGGCCCGAACCACAAGGGUGUGUACCGCUGGAAAGAUGGAGAGAUCCAGCUUGUGACAGACAUCCUGGACCGUCCGAAUGGUCUGGCUUUCUCGCCUGACGGCGAGCUCUUGUGGGUCGCAAACAGCAACAAAAAGACCGCAAGCUGGACGGCCUUUGAAGUAAGCGACGAUUUACCGCUCAAGCCGGUCAUGGUCUUGAGCGAAGGUACAAAUGAGCAGUCUGGCCACGACUCUGUCUCGACCCCGGUUUACUAUUUAGGGGAGAUGCCUGGAAAAGGCGUCUCCGAUGGCUUCAAGAUUGACGACCAGGGGCUGAUCUGGUCCUCAAUGCCCGCUGGCCUCUGCAUCCUGGAUCCUAAGCCACCGAAGCCCCAUGUUGUCGCAAAGGUGAUCUUCCACACCAACGUAUCGAACCUGACCUUCGGAGAUGGCACCUCGGCUUUUGUCUCCUCGUUGGGCCGGGUGAGUGCCCGCCUGCCCGCGUACAGGGAGAAAGAGGAGGAGGAGGAGGUGAGAUUGUGGCAAGACAUGAUUGAGUACUGGGAGGAAGUCUUGCAGUUGCAGGGCUUGCAAAGUGUGCUGACCGUGGAGCUUCAGAGGCUUGUUGGUCCUUGUUGGUGCAAAGACCGCACGGCAACCAUCUACUUCUGCAAAGGACGUUGCCUCAUGAACGACUUGGAGGUCUUCGAGGCGCUGAAGCUGGAAACAGACCGCAAAACCUUCCAAGAGGAGAAGGAACAGUUGGAGAGCGACCUCCAAAGCAUGGGCCUGAUGGCCCACGAGGUUGAAAGGCGUUCCGAGGAGAUUCGGGCGCUGCAUGACCAAGCAGCAGAGGCCAGAGCAGAGCUGCAACUUCUUCGUGGCCAGCUGCAGGAAGAACGAACGGCUCAAGGCUCCGAGAUGGAGCGCCUCAAAACCAUGCAUUCCUUGGUUGAGCAGCAGCGGCUGCAGUUGCUCCAGACCGAAAAUCAGCUGCGCUUGCGUGGUAUCGAGGAUGUGGACCUACAGCUCACGGCACAGGCGGCUUCGACGCAUCUUGUGCCACGUGUCGGCGAGUGA
Molecule: messenger RNA, 3528 nt
Organism: Symbiodinium necroappetens
Lineage: Eukaryota; Dinophyceae; Suessiales; Symbiodiniaceae
Source: the annotation of a GenBank genome assembly